CCGUCCGCCUUCUUCAGGAAUCGCCGUGGUUCCUCGUGACCAUAACUGCAUCCCCUGGUGUGCCGCGAAGUUCUGGCACCUUUGACCUGCCGCCGAAAGUCCGCAUUGCAUUCCACGCUGGCGAAAGCUCGGGUCGGCCUUCCAUUGGAAUCCAGCCAUGGCAGCUCCAACAGAACAGCGGAUAGCUGUCCCUAUCGACGACCCCAACGCUGACACCGAGUGGAACGAAAUCCUGCGCAAGCAUGGAGUGAUCCCCGAAAAGCCCCCGUCGCCGACGCCGAUGAUUGAAGAGGCCAUUCUUGAAGGUCGGAGACUUGCGCACGAGAACCGGUUGGAAGGCAAAGACCUCGACGAGCUGGAUGAGCUAGAGGACGACGAGGACGAGGCCUUCUUGGAACAAUACCGACAGAAGCGCAUGCGAGAACUCGACGCGUUGACGAAAAAGGCGAAACACGGGGCUGUCUAUCCAAUCUCAAAACCAGACUACUCGCGCGAAGUCACAGAGGCGUCCAGCAAGGGACCCGUCCUCGUCAACUUGACGUCGCCCAUGGGCAGCAAUGUUGAGUCUAGAGUAUUGUCGGAGCUCUGGAAGCAGGCGGCGAAGGAAUACGGAGACGUCAAAUUCUGCGAGAUCCCUGCAGACAAGGCCAUAGAGGGCUAUCCCGACCGCAACUGCCCGACCAUUCUUGUGUACAAGAAUGGUGACAUUGUCAAACAGAUUGUCACGCUGGUACAGAUGGGUGGUGUAAGAGUUGGUAUGCUUCAGAUCGACGACUUACUCGUCGAGAUAGGUGCUGUGGGCGAGAAGGACAUGCGCGUGGUCAAGAGGAAAAGAGAUGCCGAGGACGCCAAGGAGGAGGCGCUGAUGUCUGGAAAGGGCAUAAAAAGCGGCAAUUUAAGACACAACUUGGUGGCUGAUGACGACGACCUGGACUGGGACUGAGAGCAAGGGACCAGGGGAAAGAGGAGAUUCAGAACUCGGCAUAUCAUCAGGUUCUGCAUUUGGAUCGCACGCCAGCACGAAACUACCCUCGCAACGCGGACCUUCAGACAUGAGACAAUCAGCAUCUACACACGUGCUCUCAUCAGACAGUCCCGUUCCGCUCUAUGAUGUGCCUGCAGUGACUUCGACUAUCAGAGAA
Microdochium trichocladiopsis is the source of this 1142-nucleotide messenger RNA. Its product is annotated as Phosducin family protein. NCBI's taxonomy places the organism in Eukaryota, Fungi, Ascomycota, Sordariomycetes, Xylariales, Microdochiaceae. Gene Ontology annotation, cellular component: cytoplasm. Gene Ontology annotation, biological process: protein folding. The record is from RefSeq and is a predicted model, not a curated record. The coding region runs from base 158 to 943 and encodes 261 amino acids. The transcript has 2 exons.